AUGAGUGCUAUUCUUUCUGCGGAUGAUUUGAAUGAUUUCAUAUCGCCUGGCGUCGCAUGCAUAAAGCCAGUCGAGACCUUGCCUGCAAAAGGCGAGGCAGAUGAUAGCGGCUAUUAUGAAGUCACUACAGAGGAUAAAAUCGCAGCCGAGAACCUCCCCCCGGCUCAAAUUUCACUGACCGACUGCCUUGCUUGUUCCGGAUGCGUUACCUCCGCCGAAGCAGUACUCAUUUCGUUGCAAUCUCAUGCGGAAGUGUUGAAUACUCUUGAUGCGUAUCCUGAACUUCGAAUAGCCGACCUUCCGAAUGGGUCCCAGGAUACCGAGUUGGAGAAUGGCCGGAUAUAUGUAGUGAGCGUCAGCCCUCAAGUGCGCGCGAGUUUGGCCGCAACAUAUGGAAUAUCUGAGCUUCAGGCAGGCAAUAUGAUUGAGCAAUUCUUUUGUGGUCCACAAGGGUUAAGAGCCGGUGGCAAACGCCGUAACGGGUUUGCUUGGAUGGUUGAUACAAACGUGAUGCGAGACGUUGUUCUGGAAGUCAGUGCAAAUGAAGUCGCGGAGUCAUUGUCAAACUCUGAAUCCGCUAUUGCAACUGACAGUACCGACUUUCCUACGCCCCGAAGACCAAUCCUUUCAUCUGCCUGUCCAGGUUGGAUUUGCUAUGCCGAAAAGACCCAUCCACAUGUCUUGCCACACCUCUCCCGAUUAAAAUCUCCCCAGGCCCUAACAGGGACAUUUAUCAAAACUAUUCUCAGCAAAACACUUGAUGUCCACCCUUCAAGAAUAUGGCAUUUGGCCGUCAUGCCUUGCUUUGAUAAAAAGCUGGAAGCGAGUCGGCAAGAGCUAACAGAUGUCGCCUGGCACAGCCCAAAAAGGGACACACUGGCUGCCUCUGCGACGGGCAAGCCAGUCCGUGAUGUUGAUUGUGUGAUUACAUCGAGAGAACUCCUCAUGCUCGCCUCUUCAAGGAAUAUCUCGCUUUCCAAACUCCCUCUAUCUCCUCUUCCUCCCUCCUACCUUCCAGAUUUCCCCGAACCUAAUAUAGCAUCUUUCCUCUUUCCCAAAAGCCAUAUCUCCAAUCAGUCUCUUUCUUCUGGCCCUUCAGGGGGUUAUCUCCACCACAUUUUAACGACUUAUCAAAAACAUCACCCAAAUAGCACUAUCCAGGCCCAACGUGGUCGAAAUGCUGACGUUGUCGAUUAUACACUUAUCUCAAACAGCACGGGGCAACCUAUUAUAAAAGCCGCCCGCUACUACGGUUUCAGAAACAUUCAAAACCUAGUCCGAAAACUACGGCCAGCGCGAGCAUCAAGACUCCCUGGAGCUAAACAGCCCACGGCUCGCAGACUAGGAUCGUCCACCGCAUCUGCAGGCGGCGGCAUCUCUGACUACUCAUAUAUCGAAGUUAUGGCCUGCCCAGGCGGAUGUACCAACGGUGGAGGCCAGAUCCGAGUCGAAGACGCAAGAGAAGCUUCGCAUUCUAGCACCUUACCGCCUAAUUCAUCCCAGCAGCUAAAACCGAUGCCACAUGAACAGCGAGCCUGGCUUGCACGCGUUGAUGAGGCGUAUUAUUCUGCCGACACAGAUUCAAGCGACGACGGCGAUUCUAUGGUUAUUGAUCAACCAUCUAUGCCCCCCUCGAAAUCUGACGAUAUCCUGUCGAUGUUGCGAUACUGGUCUCAGAUGAUAGAAAUUCCGAUUCACAAUCUGGUAUAUACUACGUAUCGCAAGGUUGAGAGUGAUGUUGGGAAAAACAAGAAUGGAGCUGGAAACACAGCCCUUGUCGCUGAGCUCGCUGGCAAGAUUGGAGGAGGCUGGUGA
This is a messenger RNA of Ophidiomyces ophidiicola, 1815 nucleotides long. It is a transcript of the gene NAR1, whose product is annotated as Cytosolic Fe-S cluster assembly factor nar1. Gene Ontology annotation, cellular component: cytosolic [4Fe-4S] assembly targeting complex. NCBI's taxonomy places the organism in Eukaryota, Fungi, Ascomycota, Eurotiomycetes, Onygenales, Onygenaceae. The transcript has 2 exons. Gene Ontology annotation, biological process: iron-sulfur cluster assembly. The record is from RefSeq and is a predicted model, not a curated record. Gene Ontology annotation, molecular function: 4 iron, 4 sulfur cluster binding. The coding region runs from base 1 to 1815 and encodes 604 amino acids.